CUGCACCAACACCAUUCCUCCUCUUGUUUUUCCCUUGACUCUAUGCUUGACCUCGGGGUGGUGGAAGAUAUAUGCUCGGGAGAUGCGAGCACUAUGGGCCCAAUUACCCCGGCCUAGACUCAGCGGCUGCCCUCCUCUCCGAUCGAUCGAGACGACCACACCUUUAUUAGUACGGAAGACUACUACAGCUCCCCUCAGACGCCGACCUACGUUCAACGAUGUAUUCACAAUCUUCCUUGCUCCUGUGCUUGCCGCAGUCCUCAUAGUCGACACCAGCUGGAAAGCAAAGCAAAGAAAAGAUUGGGAUGACAAACUCCUCGUCAUUCACGAAGAGAUCCGAGAGAUCAAUGAGCGAGAACAGCGGGUUAGAAAUGCUCUUCAGCUUCGAGGCAUCCGGAGAGGGAUUUGCGAACAGAGACGAGGGUAUUCGACAGCUGCAAACGCUCGAGUAGACGCGGUAGAGGAGUUCGACAAUGAAGUGGAAAUGCCAUUGUGGGAAGGAAAUGGGGAAGGUUGUAUGCCUCAUGUCUACAACCCCGGGUUGCGGAGCUAUGCGAAGCAAAUGGUAGACGUGAAGCCUGCGGAAAUAUACGAAGACGCAAAGUUCUCGCCGGCAGAACUUGCUGGCUUCCAAAGAUAUCAUCGACUCAACGCUAUCAUGCUUUCCCUGAGACUGCUGCUCCACCUCCAGGUCGGACCGAGCCCCUACUUCAGUCUCGCUCCAGGAGAGGAUGCUGCAGACGUGGAGAAUGUCGAGUUUUCCCAGGACAGCAACCGACUCAUUGAGAUGUUGCGACUGACUCGGGAUGAGAUGAGAACAUUCAGACAUCGGGAAGACCUUCUCCGCAUUUCAUAUCGUAUCGAAGCUCAAGCGUACAGAUCUGAUCUAAAUAAUGCUGUCUGGGAAUUAACAACAGCCUUCCGUGCAGGGGACAUAAACCUCGUCGACCUCAUCAAUCGCUUUGGACAAGUACUCUUGGAGAGCACUCAGGUUCUGUCUGUGUCCUCAUACAUCGAGCUCAUUCGAGCUUUCUCGACCAAUGGUCACUACAGCCUGGCCUACUUUGUCAUUGCAGCCUUGAAGAAGAGCACGUUGCCAUUGACCGAUAACGCAGUGUUUUACAUGCUAUUGCAGAUCGGUCAAGUCUGUGAUUCUCGGUCCUUGAAUCACCUCUUACCAGAGAUAACAAGGUCAGAUUCAAGAGUGAAUGUUAUCAGCCCUUGGAAAAGGGUCCAUGCAAAUGGCCUGGAUCUACCCGUCCCUGCGUCCUUGAAUGUGAAGCUGCUGCAGGUGUUGAUAUAUGCAGCUUUACGGUGUGGACAACCUGAGCGUGCGGAAGGUUGGCUGUCUCUGUUACAAGAGAUGGACUAUGGCGGGUUCAGGAAAAACCAUCUGUUCAGAAGCUUUCUAACAUAUUACACACAACAACGCAAUUGGGAAAAAGGGCAAAUCUGGCUCCGACGUUCAAUUGAACACGCAUCAACCAUUGCAACAUAUACAUACAAGGGCUUCGUACGCGUGGUCUACCGCAUGCUUGAUCUCUGCGUCACAUGUCGGAAACUGCCCGAGUAUACAAUCAUCCUGGACGCUGCAGUCAAGUCUGGCAUAAGUGCACCAAUACCCGUCCGCAAUCCUAAUAUGCGCAAAAUUCUGUACGCUAGGGGAUGCAGCAUCCUGAAUGAGUGGGCUUCUCUUCCUAUCUCAGAGGACGUCAGCUCGCUCACUCCUGCUGAAAAGGCCGAAAUUUUUGUGAAGGAGUGCGGCGUUUUCUUGAAGCACAUUUCUGAUGCACCAAAAUCGGCUUCGGUUUCGCCAGAGCAGGAGGAUGAAGGGGACUUGGUAUUCGUGCCUUUUACUCGGCAAACUUCACUUAGGUACGCUGUUCGUCGUCAGCUGAAAUCCGAUCAUCCUGUGCCGGCACUAGGCACCCACCAAAGCGAAGUGAUGAGUGAUGAGCAGGCGAGGAUCAACAGCAGAAAUAUGCAUAACAACGAGCAAGCAGAUACCAUCAAUCAUUUAGCGCUUACCGCGACCGAGUUGAGAGAGCAACUUAAAAGAGUGGAAGAGUCUGAGCGUGAACUCACAAAGAGAAGUGCACAACUGGAAGCCGACUUGCAACGAAAGCUCUAUGUUGCUGAGCAGGAGAGAGCCGAAGUCAAAGCUCAAAUGGAAAAGAACUCGGCUGAAUUCGAGGAACAAUUACGAGAGUCUCGAGCACUUUUGAACCAACUCCAACAUUUGAAUCAAUUAUCUAUGGAGGAACAAGCUCAACUCAGGAAAGAGGUAUCGGAGUUGAGAGCAAUCGCCAGACUAGCAAAUGAGAAGCAGCAGAAGGAGAAGACAGAGCGAUCAAAUAAUGACAAAACGAAGAUCAUGCAUCGGUCGAGCGCGAGACGUGAACAGAAGAAAAUCACCAUCAGCGAACCCUCGAGAGAACCCGAGACUGCUGCUGACCAGGUCAGUGCUGGAUCAAAUGGGGCUUCGGGUCUAGACCAGGACUUCCAUUUUUACACGAAAUCGUUCGCAUACUGUGAGCCAAAGGCCAGAAGUCCCUAUAGGCGUUUGAGACUACUACCUAUGAACCAUGUGGGACGCCGUCAACGUAUUUUGGAGACCCAAGGAGAGGAUGACCACCCGGUCCCACCAAGUGCCCAUGUUUGAGUCUGAUUUGGUCUCCGAAUCGCAAGUUCGGAGUGCACUGUCUGCUUCGAUUAGCGGUCGUUAGCAUGUCUCACGGCCCCUUCUCAACUGUUUGAUGGACGGGUGUGAAGGUCAGCUCAACAUUGCCAUCCAGUUGCCUUCUAUACAGAGGCAAUCGAAACCAAUCUGGAGCCGACACACGGCAAAGGUGUUGGCUAUGAUCGAUGAGUGGCUGAACAACCUAACAUAUCCGUACUACCUGUUUCCCAUCGGGAGGUGAGCAAGCUGUCCUCACCGCGGCUUGGUCGACACCAGGAAGACAGGAGGACGUAGAGUGGUAACUUUCCGUGCAUGAAUCAGCACUGGCCCAGUCAGUUCUGGGAAUAUGUGGCUUGCAGCAAGUGAGCAUACAGAUAUCAACGUCGGCCGAAACCUCCCUUUCUCUGAACGACGCCUCAACGAUUGGGAAUCGAUGGUUACGAACUAGGUUCGGAGAACAUGUCACCUCCCUGGUUGGAAGAGGGCCUUGCAAAUGACAAAUUUCCGGCAUCGAGGGCCUCCGGAUCCGUUCAAACCAUGGCAAAAGACGCCAGGAUGUAUGUACUUUGAUGGUGGCAAGCCAGCAUACGGGCGGGGGUGGUUCUUCUCUCGGACCUCCACAGGGGGCCGUGGCAAGUAUGAAACCACAAAAGAGGAAGCGUCGUCUUUUCGUCGCCCUGUCAACAGAGCUCGCGUCCCAAAAAAGGCACGACUUGGACCACCCGUGAAUACGGUCGAGACGGGGAUCGCGCCCGGGCACUGUUUUGCACUUUCGGUCACAAUCGAGUCAGUCGUGGUGGCCGACGUGGGCACCUGUCGUGUGUCUCUACAUAGAAUUGGAAGAUGUGAUUGCACACAAAGAAGAUGAAGGAUGUAAAAUUUAUGGGUACCAAAAAAUAAAACAAAAACACCUUGCUCUUUAUGA
Exophiala oligosperma is the source of this 3605-nucleotide messenger RNA. RefSeq lists its product as uncharacterized. The record is from RefSeq and is a predicted model, not a curated record. The coding region runs from base 83 to 2662 and encodes 859 amino acids. The transcript has a single exon. NCBI's taxonomy places the organism in Eukaryota, Fungi, Ascomycota, Eurotiomycetes, Chaetothyriales, Herpotrichiellaceae.